AUGGCACACUCGGGUGGAAAAAUUCUGGAGGGGCUUCUGCGUGCCGUAGCAGCCGCAGGAGUAGAAGGUAUCUCUAUUGCGAAUCUCUUUAGUCUCCUUGACAGGGAUUUCAGCAGCGAAAGCUAUGACAAAAGCCUUCUCUGGCAAAAUGUCCUUGAUUCUAAUAAGGUUGCUUUUGUCGAUGAGGAUGGAUCAAAAGCUUCAACAGAGCUGCAUGACAUUCUAGACGUGGGUCUAGGAGGGAACAAGAUAAAGGCUUUUAUUUCUCACGUUGCACGCUCCGCUCAGGCCACCCUCUUGUUGCCCGUUGGUCCUGUUGGUGGAGAGGAAAGUGCAAAACCUGAUCCGACUCUCUACCAUGGCUCUUGUGCCACAAAUGUAGAUUUGCUCCCGUCGACUUCCGUCUCAGACACCCAAUCCCAACACGGGGACAAGUACGUGGAACCACUUACUUCGUUGAAAGAUCCUCCAUCAAUGCCCAGGAAGAAGAGAGGUCGGCCGCCGAAGAAGAGAGCGGCAGAAUUCGUAAGCUCUUCAAGUGUUGCUUUCCCAGAAACGCGUAAACCUACAGCGCAUGGCCCUGGCAACGAAAGGGCCGAUCAAACCACGGCUAUUAGCAUCGAUGGCGCAUAUCUCGUCAGCGCUUCCCAUGGAGACGAUAAGCGUCAAGAGAGUGAUUGUCACCCACAGCGCUCCAAAGCCUCUAGAACUGGAGUAAUCGCUGACCAAACUCCAUGGAUCUCAGAGGAAGCGCAUCAACCGCAUCCCUUACCCAGCGUGUCUUUACUUGGCGGGAUGCAAUCCAAAGAUGGAGGCUCUGAAUCUGAAACCCUAAUUGUUCGGUUUCGAUCUAGCAAAUUUCAGAACCCACUAUGGCUGGAAGAGAAUGUAGGAAGUUGGCACGCGGCUUACGCGGAUAUUUUGACUGCUGCUGUUAUCAAAAAGCAGGAUCAAUCGAUCGCUAGAAGAGCGAGGGGGAUAUCCAAGAGCGGCCAGAUCCAUUCACGGGUUCUUCCAUUGGCUCAAGAUGUGGCAGAGUUGCCGCCCGGUUUGUGUUCUCGCAGCAGAUCAUUUCCAUUAGCGGUAGAAAUGGGUGCAAGUCAGGACAUUGUCGCAUUCGCAACCGACCACUUCACAUCAGCACCCAACACUCGACAUGUGAAUGCCAAUUUAGUAUCUCUCGAACCCGCGACAGCCCUCGGCACGGAGCAAGGACAAGCUGACGGUUUCACUAAGCAUGGUGCUCACUUAACAGCAGUUACACUGCUCGAAGGUCGUCGGGACUUGAAGUCAGGCAUACAGUAUGAUGCAUUGACUACGAAUCUUUUGAAUGGCAAUCAGGACUUGCCGCCGACCAAGUCUUCACUAAUUUCAGCCUCAAGAAUCCCCGAAUAUUCAUCGCAGCAGGCUAGCCCGUACACAGUCGUCGCGUCUUCAUCCGAGCAUAAGAACCCGCACGAUAUGGUUGCGCGUCCAGCGACUGGCUAUAUAAUCCAGCCAUCUACAACUAUGAAAUCAGCUGUACUGCAAGGGAAUUUCUACAAAUCGACGUCGCAGUCCCCAAAGCCGCAACGCAAUUCUCCAUGUGGCCCUCUUUCAAGCAUAUCUAACUCCUUAAGUCAAGGAGUCACGAGCCCAAGUCACUACAAGUCACCAUACACAUCUGUCGGCUUGAGUCACCAAGUCAAACCCCCAUUUGAAGAAGUGACUGGAGCUUCUCAUGACAUGAUUCAAAAGCACAAAGCUAGAAACUUCAUACUUCCUCCCAACGGCAGACCUAACGUGACUGGGAAAGUAGUUUCAAGCACGGAACAACAAAAUCUUCUUACAGGGGUAACUGGAGAGCAGUCAUAUGAUGGCUCAAGCGUGUCAUAUCAAACUCUGGGUUUAGAAACCAUGCAAAAUGCAAAGCAACAGUCCAACGCAGACCUUCCUAACCUGUGCGAUCUAGAUGUCAUAUCGAAUGACUCAACCAGGAAUCCCGAGUCCGCUUACGUAGCACCAUCUGCAAAUGUCGGAUAUUUCGUCAGAGGUAUUCGAGAUGCUACAGGCCUUCUAAAAGCCAAUAGCCAGUCACCUGCCCAGCACGACUCUGACACCCCAAUCAGCAAAGAACAGCGAGAAGUAUCGAGAAGUGCAGCAGUGAGUCAGGUGUAUGAGCAAAGUGAAGCCGCGAAUCGGGAUGCUGCAAUAGCUCAUGCUCAGUCACAUUCACUACUACCUUCUCACCUCCAGCGACUUACUUCGUAUUAUGAAAGCUCGGUUGGUAAUCUUGUCUUGUCACUCGAUAACACCAUAGUAGAAUUUUUUGGGCUCACACAACGACCCCCGGAGCUCCCCUUAUUUGAAUCACAUGUUAGUGAAAUUGCGGACUAUCCAACAAUCUCUGCUAGAAAUUCUUAUCCACUGCAUCUUUUCAUUAAGAAGAAACAAGACUUCAAAAUCUGCACCCAUCAUUUUCAAUACGCUUCUACUGCAGAAGGCUCAGAGACCGCUGCAGUCAUGCGACAGAAGCUGAUUACGGCAAUGAUCGUACAAAAUCUUCGAGAUACCACAGCCGCGUCUGAGCUUGAGGACGUUGACCAGCGGAUCUCGAAGCCAUGGCCUUGCAAGAAAUGUGGCAGGCGGUUCAAGAAUGAUAUCGGGCUAAAAUAUCACUUGACAGUAGCAAAAGGAGCAUGUAAUCCCAAUUGGAGCCCUCCCCUAGGAGACGUACGGAAGACACCUCGGCCACGCAAAGUGUCAACCCGUCCCAAGGAGGGUGCCCCGAAAAGGAACAGCCCAAAAGAUUCCCCGCGGUUAUCUAGGGCAGCUAGAACAUUACGGAAACCAUCACGUAUAGAGCCUAGCGAGAAUGAAUGUCUUUCGAGCGAGGACUCUGUCUUUGAAUGGGCCGAACGUACUGCGGCACAAACUGCAGUACCCUCAAACACGUACAGAUGGUAUAAAAACCUGCCAAAAGAGGUUUUGUUGUUAGAAGAGCUAGCGGUUGACAUCAAGAGUGCUGCUUCAAUACUAGGUGUUCGUGUGGAAGAUAGGCCGGUCCUGAAUCUAAGUACGCUCCUCGAAAUUCAAGAGCGCAUACUUGAGCUUGUUCGGGGUAACGGGGGAUUGUUUCCGGGAGAGAAAGGCCUUUGGAUUGCGAUGGUCAGUCUUUGGUUGAAAAGCCGAGGCCCUUUGACAGAGCCGCUGGAAAAUCUUCCCGAAUCGAAGUUUUGUAAACAGGCUCUUGACCAGUUGGUCGAUUGCGGUAGACUUCUCCGCUCAACAUUCGAGUUCAAAGACAACGGGAAGUCGAAAAGAACAGUGUCUCGCAGCUUUGUGCACGAACCUGGCUUUGAUCUUACGUCCCCCUUGGUAGGCUCUUUCAAAACAUAUACAGUGGAGGCUUUGCCAGACCUUUAUGUGCCCUCCCAAUUUACUCUGCCUCCCGACGUUAUGAACAAACUUCAGACCAAUGCCCGUGGUAUUAGUGUGGUAGAUAAAGAUACCGAUGUCUCAGUAUCAGAAUCAGCCUCAGAAUAUGAUUCAUCAGGAGGCCCCAGGUCUACUAUUGGGGAUCAGUACGUGACCAGCAAAAGAAGAUCGACUGCUCAAAAAACCCCGAGGGUCUCCGCGGUCGGCGAUCUGCAGACGAUACCAAAUCGUGUGCCAUACAAUAGACGCCCAAGAAGCGCAUCUUUCAAGGCGGCUGCAGCGGCAAUACUAAAAGCAAGGUGGGAUUCCGCUCGCGCCCAAGGGCUCAAUUCUCUUCACCCCGAUCGAGGGCCAGAUUUUAAACCGAAGCGCAUUAGAAAUGCACCAACAAGGAAGAUAGGAUUCGAAAACGGGUAUAGACCACGAAAGCCAACGCAGCUACCUGCAAGUCGAGAAGCUCCGGACCUCUCAAUCAUGAAUGCCCUUGAUCCAGUUAAAACUGUAUGGCCCUGGGCCACACAGAUAGAAUCCAGUGAUAGGCCCCCAAUGCUUGCUAGCAAUCUGAAGGAUACAGGGAUAAUAAGGCUGCCUGAGCCUCUGACUAUUCUCCAGGCAAUCGAUGGGACUUGGUCGGCAAAGCCCCCCGGCCACGGCGCCGGUUUCGUCCCCUCCAGCCUGGAAAUAGAUAGCCACAUCGGCGGAAGAAGACUACGCCCUGCCACUUCCACGAACCAGACGGGCGGAAAUCAUUUACCCUUUGGGUCCUCGAACAAACAGCAAGAAAACGACCCAGCGUAUCCAAAACGAAUCCUUCGUCCUCAGUCAUCGGCCAUAAGCUCGCCUCUAAACCCAAUGAUCAACAGCAGCAAUAUAUCAUACCAUCCAGAGGCAAGCGAGCAGCUUGCGUGGACCCACAAGCGAAAGAAAAUUCGAAGUGAACCCGAAGAACCUGCCUCGAUUAAAACAGACGUUAACUUUCUGGGCAAUCCCCUCCUGGGCACGAAAUCGCUGCAGCCAAAUACAUUUCCGGCAAGGAAAUUGCAAGCUACCGGCUCCGUAAAGGAACGGGCGGAUUUGAAAGCUGAGAAUCCAGGUCUUAGGUCUUUACCCCCGUGGUUUGGUCUAGGAUUCUCGGUACCAUUAAAUGACACUGUAAUAUCCGACUGCCCAUCUAGGUAUGAUUCAGUUCAAUUUUCGGCAUCACGCAAGACAACAGGAAGUAGCCACCUUGAUGAAUGCUCUUGGGAAUUCGAUGGGUGGUCAAUCCCGUGCGGGAGGAAUUUUAAUGUCAAAUGGAGCAAGAAGCACAACUGGACUAUGGAAACUAUUCCCUAUGAGGAAUUGAUAGAUUGCGAUGAAAUAAUCGAAGACUCGCUGAGUCCUCGUCACAAAGGUGGUUCACAGAAUGAAAAUCCGCUUCGGUCGAAGACACACGCGUGUUCUACCGAAAUGAAAUUCUCGAUGAAACGAGUGCAAACAGCUGCUCCGGAAGACUUUGAUGGCAUCCUGGAUCGUUCUGGUGAAGCGAGUUCACGGUUCGUUGUCGAGGUUACACGGAAUCGCCUGGGCCCAGCAGGAUCCAAUACUGCACACGUCCUAGCGCGAAUGAAUCAUGAUUUUGAACGACGAUUCAGUGCCACCUGCAUCGCUGUACUCGUUUUAGCUGGAGGCCUGGAGAGUGAAAUCGACUUUUUGUUAGUAAACAGAAUCUUUCCUGAGUUCGAUGUCGCUUUUCUUCGGAAACGUUGGGAAAAUCUGCAAGCAACAAACAGUGCAGCGAUAAGCUCGAUGAUACAAGAAUUUCAAUGUCUCUUCUCUGCAGCCUACGAGGCCGGCGAGAUUCCAAUCAUAAAUUACAACUGCCUUCUUGAUUAUGAUUGGGAUGCCUUGGUCAUGUGGAUGAUGGAGAAAUUAAACUUAAACUUGACAAAAAAGCUAGUGGAUUUUCCUAGCAAGAGGGCGCUGAUCCAUGAUAACUUCCAAUUGACAGAAGGAUAUCCCGACAAGACAGAAAAGCAGAAGGAUAUGUUAUUCGACAGAAGACUGACCGAUUCCCACCGUUGGGCUUGUUUGGCAACCGGAGCUAAAUCGCUGACAGUACCACAAAUAGGAGUUGGUACAACAUUUGACAUCAAUGAGCUCAGCAUUGCUAGAACCUGGGUCAGAGCAACAGCUCUAACACCACACGCGGACUGGGACCAGUCGUUUGCAGCAGCAAAGUUAGGGACUCUCUCACUUGAGCUAGUUGAACAAGCAUGUGAAUCCCUUGUCGAGGAAAGGAUCCUCGUGCAUCGUGCUAAAGGUAGAUCGAUACCAGGUCGCGCUUACGCUUGUACCGAUUUCUUCAAGAGCAAGUUCGACCGGCCGAUUCCCCUCAAACGAUUUGUGGAUGCAUGGAAUUAUAAGCAACAACUCGAUCUUAUGCUCUCACAAAACAGCAAACCCAUCCAAGUCCCUAAGAAUGCUAGCGAUGGAAUGAUGAUGUGUAUCACCAGCUUGCAGGCAUCCAGUCAACUCCGAACCUUACCACUUGAUCAAACAGUCGAUGAGACGUUCGGCGCUGAUAGUGGCAACGAUGUAGUCAAAUCGUCGAGGAGUGCUCACUUUGAUGUGGAUCUAUAUCCAACCCCGUUUUAUUCAUUCAACACGGCUGAUCCACUUCUAACAAAGCUCAAACUUUCAUCGCCACCUCUUACUUAUAAAGGAAGUGCUCUCCCGGCGUGGACUAGCAUUACUGGAAGUCUCAACCCAGAAAUUUGGAGAAUGGCUGUUAAUGUUGUGAGUCAAACUGUGGCUCAGCGGGCAGGAAUUACUACCGAGUGCAUCACAGCCGCUUUGAAUCCUGUUCUCGAACGAUGGGAAAUUGUUCUAUUGAUGGAUUGGGGAGAAAAGGUUGGGCUGUUCGCAAGACUGGAUCCUGAUGUUGAGGGCUGGAACGUAGGACGCAGUUGGUGGCUCCUUUUAGGUUAUUUACAAGACUCGUUGUUGUAG
Glarea lozoyensis ATCC 20868 is the source of this 6408-nucleotide messenger RNA. RefSeq lists its product as uncharacterized. The record is from RefSeq and is a predicted model, not a curated record. The transcript has 3 exons. NCBI's taxonomy places the organism in Eukaryota, Fungi, Ascomycota, Leotiomycetes, Helotiales, Helotiaceae. Bases 1 to 6408 code for a protein of 2135 amino acids.